Molecule: messenger RNA, 902 nt
Organism: Limulus polyphemus (Atlantic horseshoe crab)
Lineage: Eukaryota; Metazoa; Arthropoda; Merostomata; Xiphosura; Limulidae
Product: cytoplasmic dynein 2 heavy chain 1-like
Exons: 6
Coding region: 1-477 (158 amino acids)
Source: RefSeq, a predicted model, not a curated record
AUGAAAAGAAAGAGUUUGCUGAGAAAGCCACUUGGGGGCAUAUUCAUUUUGGUUAUACACGCAUCAUUGGGUGUACGUGAGCGCUUGAAGAGUGAUGAAGAUACAGACAUUAAGGCUGUGAUUAGCUCCUGGUUACAACAACAGCCUGAUGAUGUUCGUCAUCAUCUUGAAACUUUCAUUGAGGAUUUUUUUUACAAAGCUUUGGAAUGGGUUUUAAAACAGAAUGAUUUUGUGGUGGAUACUACAUUAGUUGGGGUUGUUAUGAAUGGUCUCUCCCACCUGGUUGACGUUCACAACAAAUUUCAAUUUGCUGUUGGAUUAUUGAGAGGUUUAGGAAGUAAUCUUCCCAAAAUUUCAAAGGAAACUUUUGCAAAAGAGCUGUUUUCUUGGAUUGGAGAAGUUGCACCUGAUCCAAAUUAUCCACUAAACACUUAUUAUAACAAUGGAAAGAGACAGGCUGGACAGCUACAAAGCUGAGACUGAUGAAGAUGUUAGUCUUGAAGAACUCAAAAGUAGUGUUCUACCUGUCAUCCAGACGUCAGAUGUUUUGAGAACAACAGACUAUGUAAUGCCUUGGCUUCAGUCUAACAUAAUUCAACCGUUUCUUCUUGUGGGACCUGAAGGUUGUGGAAAAGGCCUGUUAUUACAACACUGCUUUCAACACUUACGGUCAGUUCAAGUGGCGACGGUCCACUGUAGUGCCCAAACUACACCUCUUCAUGUUCUUCAGAAGUUGGCCCAAGUGUGCAUAUCAGUGAACUCUCACUCUGGAAGAGUGUUGCGACCGAAAGACUGUGAACGACUGGUGCUGUACUUGAAGGAGCUGAACCUACCAAAGCCAGACAAGUGGGGAACGUGUCAGCUGAUUGCUUGGUUGCAACAGGUUGGAGCAUUUUGUUGUU